CACAGUGCACUGCACUGCACACAGCUCGAUGGAGGAGUCAUGCUUUCUUCUGUUUUAGUUUUAUGUCAUGGCUAAACAGUACGAUGUCUUGUUCAGGCUGCUCAUGCUCGGGGACUCGGGGGUCGGGAAGACGUGCAUGUUGCGCAGGUUCACGGAGAGUGAAUUUGAUCCUUCACAUAUUUCCACCAUCGGAGUCGAUUUUAAAAUGAAAACACUAGAACUAGAUGGAAUCAGGGUGCGAGUACAGAUAUGGGACACAGCGGGACAGGAGCGUUAUCAGACCAUCACCAAGCAGUACUACAGGCGAGCACAGGGUAUCAUCUUUGUUUACGACAUCACUAGCGAGUCGUCCUUUCAGCACCUCAUGAAGUGGGCAGGUGAUGUGGAUGAGUUUGCCCCAGACAAGGUGCAGAGGGUCUUGAUAGGAAACAAGUCUGAUGAGGAGCUCAGUAGGCAGGUGACCAAGGACCAAGGAAGCAAGCUAGCAGAAACCUAUGGGAUGGAGUUCUUUGAGACCAGCGCCUCCACCAGCAGCAACAUCAGUGAGGCCUUCACUCGUUUGACAGAGCUGGUGCUGCAGGCUCACCACAGAGAUGUGGACAACUUGUUAGGAGCUCUGGAUGAUUAUCUGGAUAAUCAUGCUUUGGAAGAAGAGAACGAAAGUGAAGGCACUGACGUCAACACUCAUAGGACCUGCGCCUGUUAGGAAGAGGGCCAUUACUGUAGCAUGGCUCAUAGCUAAAGACAAUUGUUCCUCAUGACUGAGACAUGACUCGACUCUUCUCUGCCUUCUUUAUAGAUACUGUAACCUGUGUGUCAAGAGGGAGCUCAUUUGGUUUCACUUUUCAUAUGUUGGCAGCAGCAACCAGCAGAGGGCGCUUUCUGUUGCAUUAUCACUAUGCCCAACAGCCAGUGAAGAGUAAAUACAGGACAUAUAUGUAGCUCUGUAUCCAGCUAAAACUAUCAAUGCACAAGCUCUAUUCCUUCUGGUGCACUAUUCACUUACAUCUAUAAAUGAAUGGGUAAUGUGUUUAUUUAAGAAAUUAGUUUGUUAAGUUGCAAAGAGUCUACAUGCUCACACAAGGUAGCCAGAGGACACAGUUUAAUUAUUUACACCUCGAAACUCAAACCAAGCAGAGUGGAUUAUUUUACAUGAUAGACUUAUUUCCUCAGGGAAGACAGUGCCAUGUUUAAUGACCUAUUCGAGUGCAGUGCAUGUUUGUUCAAUUAUUUUUCGGGGUCUGCUUUGGUGCCACAGAUAUGUCAUUAUACCAUUGUUAGACUUGAAACUCCACUCAUGUUGCAAACAAAAACCUAUCUAAGUUAAUAAAUUAAAACUGCCAUAUUUAACA
Molecule: messenger RNA, 1352 nt
Organism: Trematomus bernacchii (emerald rockcod)
Lineage: Eukaryota; Metazoa; Chordata; Actinopteri; Perciformes; Nototheniidae
Product: ras-related protein Rab-15-like
Exons: 7
Coding region: 68-706 (212 amino acids)
Molecular function (GO): GTP binding; GTPase activity
Source: RefSeq, a predicted model, not a curated record